Messenger RNA from Acanthoscelides obtectus, 2266 nucleotides. Lineage: Eukaryota; Metazoa; Arthropoda; Insecta; Coleoptera; Chrysomelidae. The record is from the annotation of a GenBank genome assembly.
GUUUAUAACAGUUUAUCUAAACUAAAUGGCGGAUACAAAAUUAGUUAUUGGAAUUGUAUAUAUAAAAAGUUGCUAUGACAGAAAAUGGCAUGCAACUCCCACACACUACGUUAGUGAUAACAGAACGAAAUUGUCGUUGGGUCCUUGAACAAGUAUGCACGUCGUUCGCUUAACCCUGCACUACAUUUUCCGAUAACAAUUGUUUCAGUUUCGUUGGAAUAUUUGACAAUAGCUGAUGCAUCUAAUUAUUUUUCUGUAAAUGUUAAUUGGCGCGAGUUAAUUGGGAUUCCAGAUAUAAAAACUGAUUCGGGAACUUUGAUUGCGGAGUACCAGUGGUGAGAUAGGAGUGCUCCGCGGUGGACUUAUUUGUUUGUGAAGAUUGUGACUCGGUGCUGGACACAACUUGGACAAAAUGACCACCAGUGACCAAAAACCGGCGGCGCCCGCUGACCCUACGCAAGGGCAGAAAGCGACCGUGAAGGGCCUGCUGCCUGCUGAAAUCGGGACCGACUACAGUUUCAAGAGGAAGAUUGUUUGGAAAAAUGCCUUGGGAUUCCUUGCAUUGCAUCUGCUGGCAUUGUAUGGGCUCUAUAGGUGCUUCUAUUCUCAUCCUCUCACUGUUUUCUGGAGUCUUGCAGUAGGAUUGGCUUCUGGAGAAGGAGUAACGAUAGGGGCACACAGGCUCUAUUCUCACAAAACGUUCAAAGCAAGGUUUAUAUUGCGACUGGGCCUAAUUCUCUUACAAACAGUGGCUGGACAGAACUGUUUAUACGUUUGGGUAAGAGAUCACAGACAACACCACAAAUAUAGCGACACCGACGCAGAUCCGCAUAAUGCGAACAGAGGCUUCUUCUUUUCUCACAUAGGCUGGCUGAUGAGCAAAAAGCAUCCUGCUGUCAUUGAGAAGGGAAAAACUAUCGAUAUGUCCGAUUUGGAAGCUGACUGGUUGGUGAUGUUCCAGAAAGAGUACUACAAGCCCCUCUACGUAAUCUUUGCUAUAGCUAUACCGGUUGCUAUACCAGUGUGGCUUUGGAACGAAACUUACUACAACUCGUUCUUCGUGUGCUACAUGUUCAGGAACAUCCUGGUACUCAACGUCACGUGGUGUGUCAAUAGCUUGGCGCAUUUGUAUGGAACCAAACCCUUUGAUAAGUUUAUCCUCCCGGUAGAAUCCCAGUUUGUGGCGUUCAUCGCGAUCGGCGAAGGUUGGCAUAACUACCAUCACGCUUUCCCAUGGGACUACAGAGCAGCAGAAUUGGGUUCCAAAUAUAACGUCACGACCUUCAUCAUCGACGUCCUUAACUACUUUAACUUGGCUUACGAUCUGAGAAGUGCUCCGUACAAGAUGAUCGAGAAACGAGCUCUGAGGACUGGAGAUGGAACACACCAGGUGUUUGGCUUCAAGAAGAUCUGUGAAGAACAAGACGCCAAGGAUCUCGUCGCAGAAGCUGAAAAUGGUGAAAUGUAUGAAAUCAACAAAGAUGUUAACAAGGAGGUUCACAAGGAUAUCGACGAAGCUAGCCUCAGAAGCAGAGCUUCUGCUGUUGCUCAGGGUUAAAAUGUUUACGCCUUGCCUGAAUGGAUAAUUAUUUGAAAUUAUUAUCACCUUCCAGUUAAGUAAUAGGUCUGCUUUCACUAUGGUUAGACAAAGAGAGCUUAGUAUUAUAUUUAUUUCCAGAAUGAGCUCUAUUUUAGAUAUAUGGUUAUUUGAAAGCUUAAUGCUAGCAACUAUUUAUAUUGUCAAUCGUUAACUAGCCUUAAGAUAAAGGUGAUAUCUAUAGAAAAAGUGUCAAGCCAACUUUGAAUAGGGUUUCUUUAAAUGUCUAAGAAGUUCUGGAAACAGUACCGGUAAGGACGAUGAGUUUUGUCUUCCAUUUUGUCACUCAACCAUAAGCAUAUCCAAAAUUCCUUUUCAUCUGUUAAGAAUUUUCAUUUCUUAAAUUGUUGCCACUAACGAAAAGGUACCAAGUAUUAUAUUCCUAUCAAUUCAUUCAUGAUAAAAUGAUGCUUCUCUUCAGUACUUGAUGCAAGUGGGUAGUAAUAAUUCUAAGAAAGCUGAUAAAAAUGGACUGUAAAUUGUUAAAAUAAUUAUUUUCUUUGACGUUGUUACAGUAGGUUGUAGUCAUUCAAUUAUAAUAAGUGUGAUAUGUAUUUGCAUUUGCAUAGUUGUUUAAAGUGUAAAUACGUCUAGCCGGAUUAUUUAUUUUAUUACAGCAUAUUGCUCAGUACAUGUGUAAGGUAUUUUUGUGAUUGUAUUUAAAUAAAG